Molecule: messenger RNA, 1526 nt
Organism: Helianthus annuus (common sunflower)
Lineage: Eukaryota; Viridiplantae; Streptophyta; Magnoliopsida; Asterales; Asteraceae
Exons: 2
Coding region: 131-1309 (392 amino acids)
Source: RefSeq, a predicted model, not a curated record
UUUGCCGUGUUUGACCCCAAAUGUGUUGCACACACAUAUACAUAUAUACACACAUAUACAUAUAUACAUUCAUUCAUACAAACCAUCAAUCCUUCAGUUUCAGAUCAAAAAGCUGUUUAAUAUCUUCAUCAUGUCAACUGUAAAUGAUCCAAUCGACACCAUCAACGCCGCCGCAUCCGUCAUCGCAUCGGCGGAGAACAGAGCACCUCAUUCUUCUCAGGUUCAGAAACGAAGAUGGGGAAGCUUUUUAAACAUUUCGUCGUGUUUUGGGUCACAAAAGCAAAAUAAGAAGAUUGGGCAUGCUGUUCUUGUUCCCGAACCUAGUUCUUCAAGGACCGAGACUAGAACAGUCGUAAACUCGACUCAACCAUCUACUGUGGUGCUUCCGUUUGUUGCUCCGCCGUCAUCUCCAGCAUCUUUCCUACAAUCAGAACCACCGUCUGCUGCGCAUUCACCUGGGGGAUUACUGUCCUUUACAGCUGCAUCUGCUAGCAUGUAUUCACCUAGUGAUCCGACUAACAUGUUUGCUGUUGGGCCUUACGCUCAUGAAACACAGCUGGUUUCACCGCCAGUGUUUUCGACGUAUACAACCGAGCCAUCAACUGCACCGUUUACACCUCCUCCGGAGUUGGUUCAUUUGACCACACCGUCGUCACCAGAAGUGCCGUUUGCCCGGUUUCUUGGUUCAGCUAACCAAAAUGUUGAAGUGGAUCGGAAAUUUUCAUCAUCCCAACAUGAGUUUCAGUUGUAUCAGUUAUACCCCGGAAGCCCAAUGGGCCAGCUCAUAUCACCCGGUUCGGUUGUCUCGAAUUCCGGGACCACCUCUCCGUUCCCGGAUGGUGAGAUCCCUCGUGGCGUUCCCAUUGUUCUCCACAACCCGACCAGUGCAAAGCUCUGGCCUCAUGGAUGGAAAUCCCAGGGGACUACAACCCCGAAUCCUACAGGCCCACAGUCGAUUCUGGACCGCCAACACUCAGAUGUGGGCCCGCUAACGACUUUCUCAAACGAUGAUCAGCAUAUGGUUGACCCUAGAGUCUCGUUUGAGAUCACCGCGGAAGAAAUUGUAAGAUGCGUUGAAAGGAAGCUUACUGCUGAUGUGGCAAAGGGUCGAGAUUGUUGUCCGGGUGACGUGGCAACGGGCCAUAGAUCAAGUGGCACCCUUGGAUCUGCUAAAGAAUUCAACUUUGGUAGCACAGAAGGUGGAGAGUCUGACUGGUGGGCUAAUGAGAAGGUUCUUGACAAAGAAACUGGGCCUGGGCCUAUAAAAGACUGGGCUUUUUUUCCUAUGGUACAGCCAGGUGUCAGCUAAUGAUUUUGGAGGAACCAAAAAUUAGGAAAGAAGUUAGUUUAAGAUAUACAAAUCACAAGGUUUGUUAGAUGCAUGUGAUAUCAUAAGAUCAGCAUUUUUUUAAUAGAUUUUUGUAAAGUUUUACUCAUCAUUAUCAGUCAUGCAAAUACUGUAACUAAAGGUAGUUUCUUUUUCUAGUCCGUGCUUUAGUAUAAUCAGAAAUGCAAAACUUUUUCUA